AUUAUUGUUUUUUUGUGUUUUUAAAGACCCACUGCUUUUGAUAAUGCUUCACGAUAGAUUAAAAAGAAAAUAGAAAUAAAAUGUACUUUAUCGUUUCAACUCUCCAAACAUUAUCGCACAUUAUCACUGUGUACGCGUAGGUAUCCAUUGGAAUUCAUUGUAUCCACCGAUAUGUACAAUAAAAAUUAAUUAACAAUAAAUCGCCGACUUCACCACUGGAGACUGAAUCACCCGACCACCAUUAAAGUAUUAUGAGGUAGAGCAUUCACCCCUAUUGGAAUCUAUAUUCGUAAUAAAUGGUCGGCGCCACUGGUUUGACGAAGCGAGAAAACGCAGAAUAAUGAAAGAGCCACAGCAGUCGGUUAUUUAUUUUUCUCACGGAGCCGAUGGCACUACGUUUCGCUCUUAAAAACACCCAUAUUCUUUUGUAACACCCCAUUCGAUAUUUAAAUGCAUCAACCAGGUAAACCAGGUGAUAUUAUGGAGUCAACUUUUGAUAAUUCGACUUCUGUUCAAUAUGCCGAUCCGAUUAAGAAUUUAGGGAACAAAGCGAUGAGCAGUGUAAGAGAUGUGGAUCCACACAAUGAAAUAAUACUUUUAAGCAUGCAGACUAAAAACAAUGAAUUCAUUUUGGCACCACAUAAGGAUUUCACAAUGCUCGUAAUUCAAGAUCGAAAAAAGUAAUAGUCUUAAAAAUAAAGAAAACUUAUUAACACAAUUUUUUUGUUUUA
Molecule: messenger RNA, 731 nt
Organism: Sipha flava (yellow sugarcane aphid)
Lineage: Eukaryota; Metazoa; Arthropoda; Insecta; Hemiptera; Aphididae
Product: dynein light chain roadblock-type 2-like
Exons: 3
Coding region: 451-684 (77 amino acids)
Biological process (GO): microtubule-based movement
Cellular component (GO): cytoplasmic dynein complex; cytoplasm
Molecular function (GO): dynein intermediate chain binding
Source: RefSeq, a predicted model, not a curated record